GCCGUCCUUCUAGCAGCGCGGGCCGGUCGGACCGCCAAGGCAGUCGGCGCCCGGCGAUGGGAAGCGGCGCGGCCGCGGACCCAGGCUGUGGCAAAGUUUCCCAGACGUGCGUAUCAGGGCGCGCGGCUGCAGACCACCCGUGACUGCUCCGAGAAGGGCUCGGAGAUUUUUAAUUUGGAAGAAAAAAUCCACCUCAUUUCCUUUGUCAAGCUCUCUCUCCGGGCGACCAGCGGCGGGAGCUCCAAACUUGGGCACCGCGGCUCCACCGCCCGCGGUCCGGGCUUUGGAGAACGUCGGGACUCAGGUGCUUGGGCGCCCGGCGGCCGGAGGCGUGCUAGGGGGUGUGAGCACAGCACAGGGGAGUCCGGGGUGCGCAAAGAGGAGGGGCCCCCGGGAGCUCUAUAUGGAGGAGGGAGCCCAGAAUGGUGUGCACCAGGAAGACCAAAACUUUGGUGUCCACUUGCGUGAUCCUGAGCGGCAUGACCAACAUCAUUUGUCUGCUCUACGUGGGCUGGGUCACCAACUACAUCGCCAGCGUGUAUGUGCGGGGACAGGAGCCGGCACCCGACAAGAAGCUUGAGGAAGACAAAGGGGACACCUUGAAGAUUAUUGAACGGCUGGACCACCUGGAGAAUGUCAUCAAGCAGCAUAUCCAAGAGGCCCCCGCCAAACCUGAGGAGGCAGAGGCUGAGCCCUUCACAGACUCCUCUCUGUUUGCACACUGGGGCCAGGAUCUCAGCCCCGAAGGCCGGCGUGUGGCCCUGAAGCAGUUCCAGUACUACGGCUACAAUGCCUACCUCAGUGACCGCCUACCCCUCGACCGGCCCCUGCCUGACCUCAGACCCAGUGGGUGCCACAACCUCUCAUUCCCCAGCAGCCUCCCAGAGGUGAGCAUCGUAUUCAUCUUCGUCAAUGAAGCACUCUCCGUGCUGCUGCGCUCCAUCCACUCAGCCAUCGAGCGCACACCUCCGCACCUGCUCAAGGAGAUCAUCCUGGUGGAUGACAACAGCAGUAAUGAGGAGCUGAAGGAGAAGCUGUCAGAGUAUGUGGACAAGGUGAACGGCCAGAAGCCAGGCUUCAUCAAGGUCGUGAGGCACAGCAAGCAGGAAGGCCUUAUUCGCUCCAGGGUCAGUGGUUGGAGGGCCGCCACUGCCCCCGUAGUGGCGCUCUUUGAUGCCCACGUGGAGUUCAACGUGGGCUGGGCUGAACCCGUGCUCACCCGCAUUAAGGAGAACCGGAAACGGAUCAUCUCGCCAUCCUUUGACAACAUCAAAUACGACAACUUUGAGAUAGAAGAGUACCCGCUGGCCGCUCAGGGCUUUGACUGGGAGCUGUGGUGCCGCUACCUAAACCCCCCUAAGGCCUGGUGGAAACUGGAGAACUCCACGGCCCCAAUCAGGAGCCCUGCCCUCAUUGGCUGCUUCAUUGUGGACCGGCAAUACUUCCAGGAGAUCGGCUUACUGGAUGAAGGCAUGGAGGUCUACGGAGGCGAGAACGUCGAGCUCGGGAUCAGGCCUAUCGUGUACAUCUGCCACGGGAUGACGCCCCAGAACGUGUACUACACGAGCAGUCAGCAGAUCCAAGUGGGCGUCCUGAGCCCCACGGUUGACGACGACGACAACCGGUGCCUGGUGGACGUCAACAGCCGGCCGCGGCUCAUCGAAUGCAGCUAUGCCAAAGCCAAGAGGAUGAAGCUCCACUGGCAGUUCUCUCAGGGAGGCCCCAUCCAGAACCGCAAGUCCAAGCGCUGCCUGGAGCUGCAGGAGAACAGCGGCGCAGAGUUUGGCUUCCAGCUGGUGCUGCAGAGGUGCUCGGGCCAGCACUGGACCAUCACCAAUGUCCUGAGGAGCCUGGCGUCCUGACCCCGCCGGGAGUCGUCUCACGCCCCGCCCCUUUGCUACUGUGUAGCACCCGCUGCAACGCUGCCUGCUGUCCGUGUGGGGUUGUUUGGAGUCUGGGGAACCAGGUUGGUGGGCCCCCAAAAGAGCUUUUUAUUUCCUAUUCAAUUUUCAUGGAGUUUAUAGAAAGAGGCCGAACGGUGGGUGAGGGUAUAAUAUCAUAAACUAUUUUGCAACUGUAAAUAGGGGACACAUGGAAAAUAUUUAUA
This is a messenger RNA of Physeter macrocephalus (sperm whale), 2107 nucleotides long. It is a transcript of the gene GALNT18, whose product is annotated as polypeptide N-acetylgalactosaminyltransferase 18. Gene Ontology annotation, molecular function: polypeptide N-acetylgalactosaminyltransferase activity. Gene Ontology annotation, biological process: protein O-linked glycosylation. The transcript is spliced from 9 exons. Lineage: Eukaryota; Metazoa; Chordata; Mammalia; Artiodactyla; Physeteridae. Bases 423 to 1862 code for a protein of 479 amino acids. The record is from RefSeq and is a predicted model, not a curated record. Gene Ontology annotation, cellular component: Golgi apparatus.